AGUCUUCCACCAGCCAUGGCCCUGAGCAGGAAGCUAUUAUAUUUUUUCUUUGUCCUUUUCUUCAUAUUGGCUCAAUGUCCAUCAGGGUGCCGGGCAGGACUCAAAUAUUCCCAGCCCUUCCCAGGAGGUGAUUUUGCUUCUUGUGAGUCGUGCAGGCUGGGCCGGGGCAAGUGCAGACAGGUGUGCAUGGAGGACGAGAAGGUGGUUGGCAGCUGCACGCUGAAAUACUUCUGCUGCCGCCUGAGGAUCUACUGA
This is a messenger RNA of Artibeus jamaicensis (Jamaican fruit-eating bat), 255 nucleotides long. Its product is annotated as beta-defensin 105-like. Gene Ontology annotation, cellular component: extracellular region. Bases 16 to 255 code for a protein of 79 amino acids. The transcript is spliced from 3 exons. The record is from RefSeq and is a predicted model, not a curated record. Lineage: Eukaryota; Metazoa; Chordata; Mammalia; Chiroptera; Phyllostomidae. Gene Ontology annotation, biological process: innate immune response.